AUGACGCAGUCCAACGGCAACACCUUCAGCGCAGAGAAGGCCCAGCAGUUUGCCGAGGUCUUCCCCGAUGCACUCAAGUCUCUAAAGGAGGCAGAUCCCGAGGUUGCUGCCCUGAUCGAGGACGAGAAGCGUCGCCAAUGGAGCGGGAUCGAGUUGAUCGCCUCGGAGAACUUCACCAGCGCCCCCGUGCUGGAGGCCCUGGGCUCCGCCCUGACCAACAAGUACAGCGAGGGCCUGCCCGGCGCUCGCUACUACGGCGGCAACGAGGUAAUCGACAAGGUGGAGGUCCUCUGUCAGCAGCGCGCGCUGGCGGCCUUCGGCCUGGACCCCGCGGCCUGGGGCGUGAACGUGCAGCCCUACUCCGGCUCCCCCGCCAACUUUGCGGUGUACACCGCCCUGCUCCAGCCCCACGACCGCAUCAUGGGCCUGGACCUGCCCUCGGGGGGACACCUGACCCACGGCUACUACACCGCGGGCGGAAAGAAGAUCUCCGCUACCUCCAUCUUCUUCGAGUCACUGCCUUACAAGCUGAACGUCCAGACUGGGUACAUCGACUACGACAAGCUGGAGGAAAAGGCCACCGACUACCGUCCUAAGCUCAUCAUCUCCGGCGGGUCGGCCUACCCGCGGGAGUGGGACUACGCCCGGCUGCGUGCCAUCGCCGACAAGGUGGGCGCGUUGCUCAUGGUGGACAUGGCCCACAUCUCGGGCCUGGUGGCGGCCGGCGAGGCGGCCAGCCCCUUUGAGCUCGCCGACAUCGUGACCACCACCACCCACAAGAGCCUGCGCGGCCCGCGCGCCGGCAUGAUCUUCUUCCGUAGGGGCCCCAAGCCGGAGUCGGCGCUGAAGCGCGGCGAGGCGCCUGGCAGCGUCAGCUACGAUUUCGAGGACCGCAUCAACUUUGCGGUGUUCCCCUCCCUCCAGGGCGGGCCCCACAACCACCAGAUCGGCGCGCUGGCGGUGGCGCUGCGCGCCGCGGCCUCCCCCGCCUUCAAGCUCUACGCGCGCGCAGUGGUGGCCAACUCCCGCGCGCUGGCGGGGGAGCUGGUGCGGCGCGGGUACACGCUGGCCACGGGUGGCACCGACAACCACCUGGUGCUGUGGGACCUGCGCCCCGAGGGCCUCACCGGGUCCAAGGUGGAGGCCGCCGCCGACCGCUGCCACAUCACGCUGAACAAGAACGCGGUGGUGGGGGACGCCAGCGCGCUGGCACCUGGGGGCGUGCGCCUGGGCUCCCCCGCCAUGACCAGCCGCGGGCUGGGCGAGGCCGACUUCCGCGCCAUCGCCGGGUUCCUGGACGAGGUGGUGGCGGAGUGCAAGGCCGUCCAGGCCGCCCACGGCAAGCAGCUGGCCGCCUUCUCCAAGGGCCUGGACGCCAGCGAGAAGCUGGCCGACAUCCGGGCCAGGGUGCAGGCCUGGGCGGCCACCUUCCCCAUGCCCGGCUUCGACGCCGCGCUGCUGGAUGCCUGA
Molecule: messenger RNA, 1470 nt
Organism: Auxenochlorella protothecoides
Lineage: Eukaryota; Viridiplantae; Chlorophyta; Trebouxiophyceae; Chlorellales; Chlorellaceae
Product: Serine hydroxymethyltransferase 2
Exons: 5
Coding region: 1-1470 (489 amino acids)
Biological process (GO): tetrahydrofolate interconversion; folic acid metabolic process; L-serine catabolic process
Cellular component (GO): cytoplasm
Molecular function (GO): cobalt ion binding; serine binding; pyridoxal phosphate binding
Source: RefSeq, a predicted model, not a curated record